AUGGCUUCACGGACUUUAACUUUUGUGACAGGCAAUGUUAAAAAAUUAGAAGAAGUAAGAGCUAUUCUGGGUAGCACUUUUCCAAUAGAAGUUGUAAAUUAUAAAUUAGACCUACCAGAGUUACAAGGCGAAAUAGACGAAAUUUCAAUUAAAAAAUGUCAAGAGGCAGCUCGACAAUUAAAGAGACCGGUCUUUAUUGAAGAUACUAGCCUCUGCUUUAAUGCAUUGAAAGGCUUACCUGGACCAUACAUAAAAUGGUUUUUAGAUAAAUUGGAACCUGAAGGAUUAAACACACUUUUGACUGGAUGGGAAGAUAAGUCUGCAGAGGCAGUUUGUACAUUUGCAUAUAGUUCAGGGCAUAACAAUGAAGUACUGCUUUUCCAAGGAAUAACAAAAGGUACAAUAGUACCUCCUAGAGGUUCUAGAGAUUUUGGUUGGGAUUGUAUAUUUCAACCUAUUGGUUAUGAUAGAACAUAUGGUGAAUUAAGAAAAGAAGAAAAGAAUAAAAUAUCUCAUAGGUACAAAGCUUUAGAUAAGUUAAGAAGUUAUUUCAUUGAGAAGAGUGGACAAUUC
Messenger RNA from Brenthis ino (lesser marbled fritillary), 573 nucleotides. NCBI's taxonomy places the organism in Eukaryota, Metazoa, Arthropoda, Insecta, Lepidoptera, Nymphalidae. The record is from the annotation of a GenBank genome assembly.